UGGAGAAAUUUGGAGGGUCUUUGCCGGUGCCGAACGUUCAAGAGCUAGUUAAGAAAGAACCGCACAUGAAACAAGUUCCGGCGAGGUACAUACGACGUCUUGAUCUUCAUCAAGACGACGAUAAUGAUUUUGCACCGCCCAAUAUUGUCGAUUCUUCCAGUUUACUAGAUCAAAUCCCUGUCAUCGACUUGCAUGCACUGCUUUUCUCUUCAGAUCAUGAUUUGUUUCAAUCUGAACUCCACAAACUGGACGAUGCCUGCAAAAAUUGGGGAUUCUUUCAUUUGGUUAAUCAUGGUGUAAGCACUUCACUUGUGAAGCAAAUGAAAUCAGAAAUAGAACAAUUCUUCGAUUCUCCCAUGGAGGAGAAGACUAAGCUUGAACAAGAACCAGGGGAUGUACAAGGCUAUGGCCAAGCUUUUGUUUUCUCCGACCAGCAGAAGCUCGACUGGUGCGACAUGUUGUACCUGCUUACUCUUCCUCUUCAUUUGAGAAAACCUCGACUUUGGAAAAAUCUCCCACCUUCUUUCAGUGAAACGCUAAAAGAAUAUUCAUCGGAGCUAAGCAAACUGUUCAUGAAGGUGCUAAACCUACUCGCGAAAAUACUAAACAUAGAUGAGGAGGAAAUUGAGGAUUUAUUUGAAGAAGGGAUGCAAUCGUCGAGGAUCAACUAUUACCCACCUUGCCCCCAACCAGACCUGGUCAACGGUCUAACUCCACACUCAGACCCAGUCGGGCUCACCAUCCUCCUUCAGGUCAACAAUGUCGAUGGUUUACAAAUACAACAUAAUGGUUCGUGGGUUCCAAUCAAACCACUUCCAGAAGCAUUCAUUGUCAAUAUUGGCGAUGCUUUAGAGAUAAUUAGCAAUGGAGCAUACAAGAGCAUUGAACAUAGGGCGAUUGUUCAUUCAGAAGUGGAGAGGAGGAUGUCUAUAGCGACGUUUAUCACUCCAAGAUUGGACGGGAAGGUUGGUCCAGCCAAAAGCUUGACGUGCCCUAAAACUGGAACAGGAACGGCGCCACAAUUCUGCACCGUAAGUGUAAUCGAUUUCAUCAAGGGAUAUAUUGGCCGUGAACUAGACCGUAAAUUCAAUGUGGAUGUAUUGAGAAUCAAAGGCAAGGAGGAUGAAGGUGAUCCAAAAGAGAAAUGA
Molecule: messenger RNA, 1148 nt
Organism: Impatiens glandulifera
Lineage: Eukaryota; Viridiplantae; Streptophyta; Magnoliopsida; Ericales; Balsaminaceae
Product: protein SRG1-like
Exons: 4
Coding region: 66-1148 (360 amino acids)
Source: RefSeq, a predicted model, not a curated record